AUGUCUCUUCAACCAAAAUUCGCGGGCCUCAAGAUGGCUGGUGCAGCAGAGGCCCGCCAUACUCUUGAGAUAUAUCUGGACUAUGUCUGCCCUUUCUCUGCCAAACUGUUCAAAACGUUUUACGACCAAGUCCUCCCCUCACUCCCCGAAGCCGCCUCAUCACGCCUCACGGUGAUAUUCCGCCCACAAAUACAGCCAUGGCACCCAUCUUCCACUCUUGCGAUUGAGGCAGCACUGGCUGUUCUCAAGCUGGCCCCUACAAAGUUCCAGCAAUUUAGCGCUGCUCUGUUCGAGCACCAAAAGGAGUACUUUGAUGCCAAUGUGGUUAACGAGACGAGGAACCAGACCUACGAACGGCUAGCUAAACUCGCUAGUAAAGAAGUGGGCGUUGACGAGGAGGCUGUUAUGGGGUUGUUGCGUAUAUCAGAUAAGCCCGGUGCGGGCGGGGAUCUGAAUGGCGGGAAUGGCGUGACGGCGGAUGUGAAGAUCAUGACAAAGAGCUGGUGCAAGGGUAUCGAGGAAAGAAGCAUCAGUAGCAGUUUCACGAAGGACCAAUGGCUCGAAUGGGUGGAGAAGAACGUUGUUUGA
This is a messenger RNA of Trichophyton verrucosum HKI 0517, 588 nucleotides long. RefSeq lists its product as uncharacterized. Lineage: Eukaryota; Fungi; Ascomycota; Eurotiomycetes; Onygenales; Arthrodermataceae. The coding region runs from base 1 to 588 and encodes 195 amino acids. The record is from RefSeq and is a predicted model, not a curated record. The transcript is spliced from 4 exons.